Molecule: messenger RNA, 657 nt
Organism: Trypanosoma brucei brucei TREU927
Lineage: Eukaryota; Euglenozoa; Kinetoplastea; Trypanosomatida; Trypanosomatidae
Product: small GTP-binding protein Rab1
Exons: 1
Coding region: 1-657 (218 amino acids)
Molecular function (GO): GTPase activity; GTP binding
Source: RefSeq, a predicted model, not a curated record
AUGAUCACAGCAGCUUCCCCUGGUGGGGACUGCGACUACAUAUUCAAGAUUAUUGUCAUUGGCGACAGUGGCGUUGGGAAGUCUUCCCUUACGGUGCGGCUCUCUGAGGAUGUUUUUUACAAGGAUUACGCAUCCACCAUCGCUAUUGAUUUUCGAAUGCACCAAAUGACGUACAUGGAUAAGCGUGUCCGCUUGCAAAUAUGGGACACAGCCGGGCAAGAGCGGUUUCAGUCAGUGGCAACUGCCUUUUACCGCGGCGCCAACGGCGUAAUGCUUUGUUUUGACCUUACACAUCGACCCUCAUUUCUACACUUGGAGCACUGGAUGGAACGCGUGCGACAGCAGUCUCUUCCCGGUAUCCCGUGCUUAUUGGUUGGAUGCAAAAGUGACGAGGCCCGCACUUCGCGGCAGGUAUCGAAGGAAGAAGCGAUGGCAUGGGCAAAACAACAUGGAAUGUCGUACAUUGACACGAGCGCAAAGGAGAAGGAGAAUGUACAGUCUGCGUUUCAGAAAAUAGCACAGGAGAUAUUCGAGGAUAUGAAGGAACGUACAGGAAAGGGUCUGUCCCCAAGUGGUGGUGCAGGGGGAGCUGGUAAUGGUGUCAGGUUAGCCGGAAACGAAGGGCAAAAGGGCUCGAAGCGUGGUGGUUGCUGUUAA